CGUAGAUCUCGUGAAUUGUGGGUUCUUGAAAUGGGUGAUGCCCAGCCGAUUGUCGAACCAAUUCUUGUGGCUCGAAAACCAUCUCGAGGGCUUGGCACUGCCGCUGAGUAUCAACCACAUGCUCCAGCUGCUGAAAAACCAGCCACACUUGCUGUGAGAGAAUCGGAUAGCAUUGAAACAAUUGGAGCUGUUGCAAAAUGGGACAAGUUCGAAGCUUAUAAAAACCGACCGAAAGUGAACUGGAACAGUCAUCGUUCUGAAUCGACGACAUGUUCGAAUUUUCCGAAAAUUCCUUUUUUUCCAGGAGUAUCACCAAAAGUGGAGUCGCGAGUGACCGCGAUGCGGCGUCGCUCGUCAGUCGCGCGAGACCGAUGGGCUACAAAAAUGGAGUUCCUACUAGCGGUGGUCGGGUAUGCGGUCGAUCUGGGCAAUAUCUGGCGAUUUCCAUCAGUCUGCUAUAAGCAUGGCGGAGGCGCAUUUCUGAUCCCUUACUUGGUAAUGUUGUUGGUUGGAGGCUUACCGAUGUUCUAUAUGGAGUUGGCGCUGGGCCAAUUUCAUCGAUCCGGUUGCGUGAGCAUUUGGCGGAAAGUGUGCCCGUUAUUCAAAGGGAUCGGAUACGGUAUCUGUUUUAUUUGCACAUUUAUCGCCUGCUUCUACAAUGCUAUCAUUUCACAUGCCGUCUAUUUUGUUGCAAGUUCAAUUGCGCUUGAAGUCCCAUGGAAGACUUGUAAUAACUCAUGGAACACACCGCUUUGUACCGACACACUAAACGACACAUUGGGAAAGGGCGGUGAACGUCUGACGACGCCUAGCGAAGAAUUCUAUUUUCAUCGAGUGUUGGAAAUCCAGAAAUCUACUGGAUUUGACGAUUUGGGAGGAGUAAAACCAUCAAUGGCACUGUGCCUAGCCUUUGUUUUUGUUCUCGUCUACUUUGCCCUUUGGAAAGGGCCUAAGAGUUCAGGAAAAAUGGUAUGGGUGACGGCUACUGCGCCGUAUAUCGUUCUGACCAUUCUGCUCAUUCGAGGCGUAACGCUACCCGGUGCUGCUAAAGGAAUCUACUACUAUCUCACGCCAGAUUUCUCGAAACUCAAUGAUCCAAAGGUGUGGUCAGCAGCAGCUUCGCAAAUUUUCUUCUCUCUUGGGCCAGGUUUUGGUGUAUUGUUAGCGUUGAGUAGCUAUAACGACUUCCACAAUAAUUGCUACAGAGAUGCGAUCGUCACGUCAUCGAUCAAUUGUUUGACAUCAUUUUUCUCUGGUUUUGUUAUCUUUUCAACACUGGGUUACAUGGCUGAACUUACAAAUAAAGAAGUCAGCGAGGUUGUCGGCGAUCAUGACGCCUCGCUGAUCUUCAUCGUCUAUCCACAAGCAUUAGCUACGAUGAACUACAGUAGUGCAUGGUCAUUCAUCUUCUUCAUUAUGCUUAUCACUCUCGGAAUCGACAGCACGUUUGCUGGAAUUGAAGCCCUGAUCACCGGUCUAUGUGACGAGUCCCGAUUUCUCUCGCGUAAUAGAAAAUGGUUUGUAGGCGUGGUUUGUGUAAUCUACUACUUUGGCAGCCUUCCAGCAAUCAGCUAUGGAGGACAGUAUGUGAUUCCAUUUCUCGAUGAAUAUGGUGUUUCGUUGUCGGUUUUGUUCAUAGUCACUUGUGAAAUGGUAGCCGUCUGCUGGUUCUAUGGAAUCGACCGUUUCAGCAAUGAUAUUAAAUCGAUGCUGGGGUUCUAUCCAGGAAUCUAUUGGAGGAUAUGUUGGAUGCUCUGUCCAAUAUUCAUCUCGGUGGGUUGCCAUCCAGUUAUUGUUGUUCAGGUUACCUUCGUUUGCAAUAAAUGA
Molecule: messenger RNA, 1827 nt
Organism: Haemonchus placei
Lineage: Eukaryota; Metazoa; Nematoda; Chromadorea; Rhabditida; Trichostrongylidae
Source: the annotation of a GenBank genome assembly